This is a messenger RNA of Asparagus officinalis (garden asparagus), 2554 nucleotides long. Its product is annotated as pentatricopeptide repeat-containing protein At4g21880, mitochondrial-like. Lineage: Eukaryota; Viridiplantae; Streptophyta; Magnoliopsida; Asparagales; Asparagaceae. The coding region runs from base 336 to 2528 and encodes 730 amino acids. Gene Ontology annotation, molecular function: protein binding. The transcript has 17 exons. The record is from RefSeq and is a predicted model, not a curated record.
GCAUCGAUCAGAGAAACCUCUCAGGCGCGGCGGCGGCGCGGCGGAUCAUCGCGACGGAGAAGAAGAUAUUGAAGGACCCCUACGUCGCCGCUUCCUCUUCGAGCGUAAAGAAUUCGAAGAAGGAGAAGAAGAAGAAGCCGCUUAUCGACGUAUCGUCUCAAGUGCUGUCGAGGUUGAAGAAAUCGGCGUCCAAGAAGAAAUCUAGCGAAUUUUCAGCUCCUGAAGAAGAUCCUCAAGCAGAAGUGUUAGCACAGAUACAAAACAUUCUUGGAGCAAAUAGUUCUGAAGCAGAAUCAGCCGAGGAGCAAUGUUCUUCUCCAAGAGGUAGCAGCGACAUGAUGGCCUCACUUACACCAAAGAAUAUUUUAGAUUCAUCAUGGUUUGCAAAUGGGGAGAUUUUCGACGCACAGCAGCGGAAGGAGUUAUCACGAAAUAGAAAGCAGAAGUUUCUAUUCAAGGGUACAGAGUCUUAUAAGUUUACUAAGCUAAUGAGAAAUUGUGCAACCAAGUUCGGUCCCGACUAUACUCUUGAGGUUUUUGGUAGAAUUGGGAGAGAAACAGGUAUCAAAGAUUACAAUGCUUUAAUUAAACAUUGCAUAGUUAAGGCAAGACAAAGUAAUGGUGAAGCUUCAUCUGUCCAGAUUGGAAAAAUUUAUCAACUAUUUGUUUCCAUGAGAGAAAGUGGUUUUCCAAUCGAAGAGGCGAGUUUUGGCCCAUUUUUUGAGUAUAUGAUUGACAUGAAAAUGGUAGAAGAGUUCCAAAUUUUUAGUGAACUAAUAAAAGAUGCGAAUCCUGAAUCUUACUCCAGAAUAGGUUACUAUGAAAUGCUUCUUUCAAUUAGAGUUGGUGAUGAGGAUAAAAUUCAUGAGCUCUGCAAUCCUUCUGGAGUUGCUAGUAGUGAAGAGUGCUAUAACUUAGCAGUGAGCUAUUUAUUGGCAUUUUGCGAUACUGAUAGGAAGGACGAGCUUCUGCAAUUGCUCGAAGUGGUUGAUAUAUUGUCGAUUUCAUCAUUAAAAUAUUUAUCAAGUAUAUUUCGGUCGUUAGGGAGGUUGCAAUGUGAAAAGCUCAUGAAGAAGUUCAUUUUGGCACUGAAGACCUCAGAAGACGGAGAAAAGAAUGUUUCGCCCCUCAUCUAUGAAUAUGUUUCUAGCAUUCCAAAUUUAGAGGUUGAAGAAAUCAUAUCUAAAUUCAGCAACUUACAUAAGGGACUUGAGGUGUGCCCAUCUAUUGUAUCAUGUGAGAUGCUUAUCAAGAUUUGUUGUACGUCGUCCAAGAUACGUGCUGCCGUUGAAGUGAUUGAACUUAUAUGCCAAUCGGGCUUGGAUAUCCCAGAUCAUUUUUUUGAUCCACUUUUACAUGCCUGCGAGCGAAGUUGUGAGUUUGACAUGGUUCGUCCAAUUUAUUCAGUGAUGUCCCGACAUAAUGUGAGACCAAAAGAAAAGACUUUCAAGAGCUUGAUAAGCUUAUGCGUGAGAAUGAAAGAUUUUGAAGGUGCCUACAACUUAUUAGCAGAUGCAAAAGAGAUAGAAGGGGUGCCAACCACAAGAAUGUAUAAUGCUAUUAUGGCUGGAUAUUGUAGGGGGAAAAACUUUGCUGGAGCUUUAAUGGUUCUCAAGCAAAUGGAACAUGCUGAUGUACAACCAGAUUCUGAGACUUAUUCUUACUUGAUAGCUAAUUGUGAACGUCAAGAGGAUGUUUUCAAGUAUCACAAUGAAAUGAAGCUUGGAAGAAUUGAGAAAACAAAAUAUGUCUACAUGUCAUUCAUUAAUGCCUAUGCGAAGUUUCGAAACUUUGAAUUGGCGAAACAGGUUCUUCUGGACAGUGAGAUACAACCCAAAUACUUAAAUGAACUCAAGAACGUGCUUGUAGCAUCCUUGUCGUCUAAUGGACAAAUCACAGAUGCACUUCAACUAUAUGAUGAAAUUAAGCAAGCUGGAUGUACUACUGAGCCCAAAACUGUCAUAAGCCUCAUUGAGCACAUUCAAUCUGAUGGAAAAUUAGAUAGAUUACUUCGACUUCUAGAAGAGUUGAAUGAUUCCAGUUUCUGGUUUGACGGCUGCAGUAGGGUCAUCUUAUAUUGCGUCCGGUACCACUUUGUGAACUCUGCAAUUGGAUUGCUAAAGAAACUCAAGGAGAAGGAUGAAACGAGCACAUGUUUUGUUAUUGACAAGAUGUAUUGUCAAAUAUGGGAAUUGGGACCUACACACUUAGAGGCUGGGUUGGAGUUACUUCGUGCUAUUAAAGAAGAGCUUCACCUUCGUCCUUCUCGAACGAGUCUUGAUUUCCUCCUGAGUUCCUGUGUAACUGCGAAAGAUCCCCACCAUGCUCAGCUUGUCUGGUCAGAAUAUGAAGAUGCUGGCCUUUCUUACAAUGUGUUGACUUUCUUAAGGAUGUAUGAAGCUCUUUUGGUUUCAGGGCAGCGAAAGAAAGCAUCAAAACUGUUGAAGAAAAUUGAAAAGGACGAUCCCCAUGUCAACUAUAUCAUCAAGUCUUGUAAAGAAACUUUUAUGAAGCCCUCAAGUGCAUAGAAGAAUGUAUUAUUUGGGUGUCCCAA